UUGAUUGAUUUCAAUUUUUCAUAUUUAUUAUCAAAUAUAUUCCAUGGUUAGGAAGGAGUAUUACUUGUAAAUCUGAACCUACCACCUCCUCCUCUUUGUCUCUCUGUUUGAUUGAAGUACUAGUUUGACAAGUAUAUAUACAUAUAUAUUAUAUACAUAGAAGAUAGAUAUAGAAGAUGGGGUGUAAGGGGUUUUUGGAGUGUCUACUGAAGCUCCUAAACUUCUUGUUGACGUUACUCGGACUAGCGAUGGUUGGAUAUGGGGUAUACAUGUUUGUUAUGUAUAGAAAUGGAAUGGAUGAUUGGGGACCCCCACACGGACAAGACUUAAUACAGCUCGGUCGUCCUAUGUUAAUGGCUGUUUCAAUGUCUGGUAGCAACAUCUUUGAUAACCUGCCUACUGCUUGGUUCAUUUAUCUAUUCAUUGGCAUUGGUGCAGCUCUGCUUGUCAUAUCUUGUUUUGGUUGCAUUGGAGCAGCAACUCGAAGUGGAUGCUGCCUUACUUGUUACUCUCUUCUUGUGAUCUUGUUAAUUAUUGCUGAAGUGGGAUGUGCUGCUUUCAUCUUCUUUGACAAAAGCUGGAGAGCCGAGAUACCAGUAGACAAAACUGGAGAUUUCGACAUGAUAUAUGGAUUUCUAAAGAAAAAUUGGAAAGUAUGCAGAUGGGUAGCCCUUGGGGCGGUUAUAUUGGAGGUUCUUGUAUUCUUGUUAGCUCUUAUGGUCCGGGCUGCAAAUAGUCCAGCUGAUUAUGAUAGUGAUGAUGAAUACAUAGCUGGCCCCAGGCAACAACGUCAACCAUUGAUAAGUAGGCAACCAGCGCCUGCGACGGGUAUUCCUGUUACUGGGACUCUUGAUAGUCGUCCAAGCAGAAAUGAUGCGUGGAGUACACGAAUGAGGGAAAAGUAUGGGCUUGAUACGGCCGAGUUCACAUACAACCCGAACGAGUCAAACAGGUAUCAGCAGGGCAACACACAACCAACCGAGGAGAAAAGCCGUUGCACCAUCAUGUAACUCUGAUUUGAUGGUGUGUUUCUGAGACCCAUUUUUUGUUCAAUUGAUGUUGGAUCUGUGUAUGCUUACCAGUUAUCAACAUAACAAUGUUCUUGUUGAGUGUGUAUAAAAACACAGUUUCAGGAACUUAACUAUUGUAUUUAAUAUUUAUCUUGUUAUCCUAACUUAAUUAUCGGUC
Molecule: messenger RNA, 1188 nt
Organism: Erigeron canadensis
Lineage: Eukaryota; Viridiplantae; Streptophyta; Magnoliopsida; Asterales; Asteraceae
Product: tobamovirus multiplication protein 2A
Exons: 7
Coding region: 177-1010 (277 amino acids)
Cellular component (GO): membrane
Source: RefSeq, a predicted model, not a curated record